UGCUAAUGUAGCAGAGAAAUCACAAGACUAAUUAUAAUAAUUACUCAUUAUUUAUGUUUCACCCAGUGACCUCAGUGAGUCAGCUACAUGCUUAUCCUCAACACGUUCACGAUACUUCUACAAGUAGCGUUCAUUGUGUUUAUGUCACUGCUGUCCAUGAACAUUAUUCGUCAGUUCACUAGUGCGAAGAAAAUGGCUCUGGUCGCUCCAGCCUUGUUCGUGAACCACGGGGGUGGUCCCAUGCCGCUUUUGGGUGAUAAGGAUCACGUAGGACUCGCGAACUUCCUCAAAGACGGUGUGAAGAAGCAUGUUGAUUUUAAAAACGUUAAAGCGAUUAUUUUAGUGACCGCGCAUUGGCAGGAGAAUAAAGUGACUAUAUCUUCUAGCAAUCAUCAUGAUUUAUACUUUGAUUAUUAUGGUUUUCCGCCGGAAUCGUACAAGUAUAGGUACGAUGCGCCUGGCGAUUCAAAGUUAGCUUCGCGCAUUCAUGAAACAUUGAAGAAGAGCGGUAUAGACUCGCGUCUUGAUCCUUCUCGUGGUUGGGACCAUGGAGUUUUUGUCCCAAUGAUUUUGAUACACCCUGAAGCUAACAUACCUAUAAUACAGAUAUCUGUGCUAAGCAAUGAAGACCCAGAGCAGCAUUACAAACUCGGACAAGCGUUGCAUCAAUUCAGAAAAGAAGGUAUUGCUAUUAUUGGUUCCGGAAUGUCAUAUCAUAACAUGAGAGAGUUCUUCAACAGUCGUAGAGCGAGACAAGUUAUAAACAAAGAGUUUGAUGACUAUUUAAAUGAUGUGUGUACAGCGGAGGAACAGAAGAGGAAAGAAGGGUUGUUAUCGUGGAGAGAGGCUAUAGGGGCUAACGAGGCUCACCCUCCGCAUGCUGCGGAGCAUUUUAUGCCACUUGUUGUCGUAGCAGGUGCUGGAGGAUCUAGGCCUGGUGAGAGGAUUUUCAAUUGGGACAUGAGUGGAGUCUUCAGGUUAAGUGCUUUCGUAUGGAAAGAGGAGUGACCGUGGUAUUCCGUUCCUGACUUUUUGCUUACUAGAAAUAUUUUUAGUUUAGUGGCAAGGUGAAAUUAUCCAGCGAACAUACUCAUUCAUAAAUUGUUAAAUAUAGAUUUUGUAAUUCAUGAUGAUGUGCAGAUUUGACAAAUCUAAUCUUUAAUUGCUUGAUAAAAUAAACUAACAAACACAUCUUUGUGAAUAACACAACCUGUGAGCAAAAGUAUUAUUUGGGAACCUGUUUAAAGGUCAAUAAUUAAAUCAUGUUAUGCUAUAACAUAACACAACUUACAAUCAUGUAAUUGUAAAUUGACCCUUGGACAAAAUGUAGUAUUUAACACACAUUGCAACAAUACACAUUAUAUGUGUUAACUUUAUUUCACACAUCUUUCCAUCAUUUACAAGCAUAUUUAUAUAGGAUUUAUAAGCUUUAUAUUGUACAGCAGGGUGUAAUAUUACAUGGACACAUUGGGUUAUGUAAUAUAAUUAAUUCAUAAGGCUCCGCGCACACGGGCGACAAAGUUGCUCGGCGACCUUCGUAUUUGUAUGAAAAGUUGCGUCACCUCGUGUGCGCACCUUCAUACUAGCCCAUAGACCGAGCGACGGAGACAAAAAAGUUUUGUCUCCCGUCUGUGGGGGGCCUAAAACAUCCAAUUUGUCCAUGCACUUUUUAUGCACAUAAAAGGGUGAUAUUUGAUAGUUGCCAACAAGUUUCUGACUUUCUGCCAAGAUAACUUACACAUUUUCCAAUCUCACCUAAAUACAUGCAUAAAUUACUGUGAUCUGGCCAGGUUUAUAGGGACACAGUAUAUAUGCUAUUUUCAGUCAAAAGAGUAGGUAGGGUGUACCCCAACGGGUAAUUUCGAAAGUCACAAAAAUCACCAUUAUUUCCAUCAUAUCAAGAUUCCCCUUUCGAAAUCACCCGAGCAUUUCUGUGCUUCGAAAUUACCCCAAUGCACCCUACUUAUGGUUGUCAAGGGGCUAUUUCCAUAAUAGCUUCAUAUGUAAAUAUUUUUGACCACAAUGUGGUCUUUUGAUUGAAAAAAUCGCACAUUUUGAGAUUAAAAUAUAAAGCUAAAAUCUUUUGUAUAAAACAAGAACUUGGGAAAUUAAAAAGACUGUUGAUGUGAUGUGACUGGUGUUUUAGAAUAAAAAUCAAUACAUUGCAUUGA
Leguminivora glycinivorella is the source of this 2171-nucleotide messenger RNA. RefSeq names its product dioxygenase tasH-like. The transcript has a single exon. The record is from RefSeq and is a predicted model, not a curated record. Gene Ontology annotation, molecular function: zinc ion binding; oxidoreductase activity, acting on single donors with incorporation of molecular oxygen; ferrous iron binding. Lineage: Eukaryota; Metazoa; Arthropoda; Insecta; Lepidoptera; Tortricidae. The coding region runs from base 88 to 1008 and encodes 306 amino acids.